AUGGCUCUCGACUCCCGCUCUGCCUACUCUCUCUCCGUCCUCCCCGCGCACAAUGACCAACUGAGCGAACCACGGACCGAACUCCAACAAAAGCUCAGGGAUUUCAUCCUUGCAUUCCAGCUUGACGGCGUGUACAUCUACCGGGACCAGCUCCGACAGAACGUCCUCGUAAAGCAGUAUUAUUGCGACGUCGACCUCGCCCAUCUGAUCUCAUACAACGAAGAGCUGGCGCACCGGCUCACGAGCGAGCCCGCGGAUGUGAUACCGCUGUUCGAGGCGGCAUUGAAACAAUGUACACAGCGGAUCGUGUUCCCGCAUGACCGCGACGUUCAGCUCCCACAACAUCAACUCCUGCUCCACUCGAGUGUCGCGCACACCUCGAUCCGUGAUCUGACGGCCCAGAACGUCUCGCACCUCGUACGCAUCCCGGGCAUCAUUAUCGGCGCAUCUACGCUAUCUUCAAAAGCCACGCUCGUGACGAUCCAGUGCCGCGGCUGCGAACACACGCAGCAACUCCACGUCGAGGGCGGCUUCUCAGGCAUAACCCUCCCGCGCCAGUGCGGACGAACGAAAAUUCCCGGCCAGGAAUCUGGAGACCCGUGUCCUUUGGAUCCUUAUUUCGUGGUCCACGAAUCCUCACAGUUUAUCGAUCAACAGAUUAUAAAGCUUCAGGAAGCGCCCGACCAAGUCCCCGUCGGUGAAUUGCCACGCCACAUCGCCGUGUCUGCGGACCGGUACCUAACGAACCGAGUCGUCCCUGGAUCGAGAUGUACAGUGAUGGGCGUGUUUUCAAUCUAUCAGCAGAAUAAAGGCGCAAAGAGGGAUAGUGCAGUUGCGUUGAGACAGCCAUAUUUAAGAGCGGUAGGGAUCCAAACGGAUGUCGACCACACGGCCACGGGCGCAUCAUUUUCAGAUGAGGAAGUUCAAGAGUUUGAAGAAAUGUCCAGAUUACCAGAUCUCUACGAGCGGUUCGCGCGGUGUAUUGCCCCCUCGAUCUAUGGAAAUAUGGAUAUCAAGAAAGCCAUUGCAUGUCUGUUGAUAGGUGGCUCGAAAAAGAUUCUCCCUGACGGCAUGAAACUGAGAGGUGACAUUAACGUCCUCCUUCUGGGUGACCCGGGUACGGCCAAAUCUCAGCUCUUGAAAUUCGUCGAAAAGGUGGCACCAAUUGCGAUCUACACUUCCGGAAAGGGCUCGUCGGCAGCUGGUCUGACCGCCUCAGUGCAACGGGACACACAGUCACGUGAAUUCUACCUUGAAGGAGGAGCCAUGGUCCUUGCGGAUGGUGGCGUUGUCUGUAUCGAUGAGUUCGACAAGAUGCGUGACGAAGAUCGGGUGGCAAUCCACGAGGCGAUGGAACAGCAAACAAUCUCCAUCGCCAAAGCUGGCAUCACCACCAUCCUCAACGCACGGACAUCGGUCCUUGCGGCUGCAAACCCCAUUUUCGGGCGUUACGACGACCUCAAAUCUCCCGGAGAGAAUAUUGACUUCCAGACCACCAUCCUAUCUCGUUUCGACAUGAUCUUCAUCGUGAGAGACGACCACGAUAGAACUCGGGACGAAAACAUCGCAAAGCACGUCAUGGGCAUCCACAUGGGAAACCAGGGCGUCGAGGAACAGGCCGAGGUUGAAAUCCCCGUAGAGAAGAUGAAGCGGUAUAUCAGCUUCUGCAAAUCCCGUUGUGCCCCUAGGUUAUCGCCUGGUGCAGCCGAAAAGCUGUCGUCUCAUUUCGUCUCGAUUCGAGAUCGGGUAGCUCGAGCUGAGGCCAACAGCAAUGUCCGGUCCUCCAUUCCCAUCACAGUCCGUCAACUCGAAGCCAUCAUUCGCAUCACAGAAUCACUUGCGAAACUCACCUUAUCACCAGUAGCAGAGGAACACCACGUUGAUGAAGCAAUCCGCCUCUUCCUCGCCAGUACCAUGGAUGCCGUGUCCCAAGGUGAAGGUGCUGGCGGAAUGAGCGGAAAUAGGGAGUUGAUGGAGGAAGUAAGCAAGGUGGAAGAAGAACUUAGAAGGCGGCUGCCGAUUGGUUGGAGCACGAGUCUUGCGACUCUAAAGCGGGAAUUCGUUCAGGGGAGAGGGUACAGCGAAGCAGCGUUAGCCCGAGCUCUGCAUGUUCUGCAACGAAGGGAGACUGUGCGGCUGAGACAUGGUGGAAGUCAGGUAUAUCGAAGUGGGGUUUGA
This is a messenger RNA of Cladophialophora psammophila CBS 110553, 2178 nucleotides long. RefSeq names its product minichromosome maintenance protein 5 (cell division control protein 46). Gene Ontology annotation, cellular component: MCM complex; nucleus. Gene Ontology annotation, molecular function: DNA replication origin binding; 3'-5' DNA helicase activity; ATP binding. Lineage: Eukaryota; Fungi; Ascomycota; Eurotiomycetes; Chaetothyriales; Herpotrichiellaceae. The record is from RefSeq and is a predicted model, not a curated record. Gene Ontology annotation, biological process: DNA replication initiation; DNA replication; double-strand break repair via break-induced replication. The transcript has 2 exons. Bases 1 to 2178 code for a protein of 725 amino acids.